AUGACGGCCCUUGCGGUGACCCAGGCCCUAGGGGCCAGCCAGGCUGUUGUGGGGAUGACGGCCCUUGCGGUGACCCAGGCCCUAGGGGCCAGCCAGGCUGUUGUGGGGAUGAAGGCCCUUGCGGUGACCCAGGCCCUAGGGGCCAGGGACGACCCAGGCCCUAGGGGCAAUCCAGGCUGUUGCGGGGAAGACGGCCCUUGCGGUGAGCCGGGCCCUAGGGGCGAGCCAGGCUGUUGUGGGGAUGAAGGUUCUCCAGGCUGUUGGGGCCCUUGUUGUGACCCAGGCCCUAGGGGCAAUGAAGGUUCUUGGGGCGAGCCAGGCUGUUGCGGGUAUGAAGGCCCUUGUGGCAAGCCGGGCCCUAGGGGCCAGCCAGGCUGUUGGGGCCCUUGGGGUGAGCCGGGCCCUAGGGGUGAGCCAGGCUGUUGGGGGGAUGAAGGCCCUUGCGGCGAGCUGGGCCCUUGCGGUGACCCAGGCUGUUGGGGGGAUGAAGGUUCUUGGGACGACCCAGGCCCUAGGGGCAAUCCAGGCUGUUGCGGGGAUGAAGGUUCUUGGGACGAC
Micropterus salmoides (largemouth bass) is the source of this 558-nucleotide messenger RNA. RefSeq names its product collagen alpha-3(IV) chain-like. The record is from RefSeq and is a predicted model, not a curated record. The annotation marks the transcript as partial. The transcript is spliced from 3 exons. NCBI's taxonomy places the organism in Eukaryota, Metazoa, Chordata, Actinopteri, Centrarchiformes, Centrarchidae.